Sinocyclocheilus anshuiensis is the source of this 9763-nucleotide messenger RNA. Its product is annotated as neuron navigator 2-like. Gene Ontology annotation, biological process: nervous system development; neurogenesis. Gene Ontology annotation, molecular function: ATP binding; ATP hydrolysis activity; protein binding. Lineage: Eukaryota; Metazoa; Chordata; Actinopteri; Cypriniformes; Cyprinidae. The record is from RefSeq and is a predicted model, not a curated record. The transcript has 39 exons. The coding region runs from base 313 to 7563 and encodes 2416 amino acids.
GUCACCAGCUGAGCACCAUUCGCUGCUGUCAUACGUUUGCUGCUCUUCUAUAUUCCUGCCCUUCCCAUGAUGCUGUGAUUUUUCCUGCCGUGGAUUUUCCAUGUUGGGUUACGUACUUCAGGAAAACCUUAAGAGCUAAACGUAUUCACAUUUGCUUUUGGAAAAGCGUCUCGGACUGGUCAACAUACAGGUGGAUCGCUCUUUCGUUUUUGAAGAUUGUAAUAGGGACUGAAUUGGGAAUAAUAUCUCAAGAACGCUGGAUGCUACAGUGUGUGGCAGGAUACAGUGGACUGGUUCUGGGUUCAGGGGAAGAUGCCUGCUAUCCUGGUGGUCACUAACAUGAAGUCUGGACUGCCGAAGCCGAUCCACAGCGCCCUCCCCAUCCCGCAGGUGCCCACCCGAGCUGUGGCCCCCCGGCCCUGCUUCACCAGUCCCCCGCAGAGCAACACUCACCUCCACCUCGAGACUCAGAGCGGGUGGGCAACAGGCAAAAACUACCAUCCUGCUGACAGUGGAGAGGACACACAGAUCUACACGGACUGGGCGAAUCACUACUUGGCCAAAUCGGGACACAAGCGGCUGAUUAAAGACCUGCAACAGGAUGUGAGCGACGGCGUGCUGCUGGCUGAGAUCAUCCAGGUUAUCGCAAAUGAGAAGAUUGAGGACAUUAAUGGAUGCCCCAAGAGUCGUUCUCAGAUGAUUGAGAACAUUGAUGCCUGUCUGAGCUUCCUAGCUGCCAAAGGUGUGAACAUACAGGGACUUUCAGCUGAAGAGAUCCGGAAUGGAAAUCUGAAAGCCAUCUUGGGGCUUUUUUUUAGCCUGUCUCGAUACAAGCAGCAGCAGCAGCAGACGACGAACAGACAGACGCACACGCAACACACACAUUCACACACUCCCUUAAUCCAGCAGAGCAGCACUCUGGCCCAGCUGACCUCCACUUCGCAUGGGACGCACACACACAAAACACAGCCAGAGAUGCAGUCCAGGGAUGGCUCUCAGAGUAAACUCAAGUUUUCCAUUGGUCAGAAAAAGUAUUCUAGAUUACCUGGCCCCACCUCGAGGAUGUCCACUGCGGGCAGUGAGAGUUCUCCUCGAGGGCCCAUCAGUUCAGCAGGGAAUCGCCGCAGUCAGGUGUUCAGCGAUAAAGCCAAACCUGCAGCAGCAGCUCAGGCCAAAGAAUCAUCAGAGAGUGUCUCCUCACACGGCGUGACUGAGCACACUCUGUCAUCCCUGGCGUCCGCCUGCACCUCUGUUAGCACCAGCACUGUGGCAUCUUCAUCUUCAUCAUCAGCCAUCCCCCAGCCCAACUUGAGUAGCAAACCCUGGAGAAGCAAAUCUCAGAGCACCAAGCACACUGCUACCUCCACCGCUACCUCCACGGUGCUUUCCAUCAAACCAGAUCUCCAAGCCAAGGAGCCCGUGCCUGCAGAGCCGCCACCGAAAGCUGUGCCUCAAAAGUCCAUGCUGGAGAAACUCAAACUUUUCAACAGCAAAGGAGGCUCCAAGUCAUCCACGCAAGCAGAGAGCGCCGUUACGCCGACAGGAGGAAAAGAUGGCGGUUUGGUUUUAGAAAGAGUCGAGGCUGGUUCCAAUACAAAACCCACUGAGGAAAUGGAUGGGAAUGUCAGGCCCACGAACGGAUCGAGUGCCGUUAUGAUGACAACCAGCAGCCCAAAGAUUGCGCUAAAGGGCAUUGCGCAACGGACAUUUAGCCGGGCGCUCACAGGAAAAAAAGCCUCAACUAAAGCCAUAGAUAAAGAAAAAGAAAAAGAACGAGCUAAAGAAAAAGACAAAAAUGGGAAAGAGGGGUCAAAGUGUGUCCCUUCUUCCGAAAAGGUAGAGAUCAAAGAGGAAGUUAGGGAGGAAGUUGUUCCCUCAAGCAGAGUUGCUCCCUCUGAGGCAGAGCCCAGGAAAGCCUCCAAGAUCGCCAGCUUCAUACCCAAAGGCGGCAAAGUGGGCGGUACCAAGAAAGAUAGCCCCGCCCCUGUGCAAAGCGGAAUUCCAAAACCAGGAAGUAAAAACACUGGAAAUGGAGCGGUAAAAAGUUCAGCGUUGGCCCUCAGUGGUAAAGACAAUGAGAGGCCCCGCAGUAUGCGUCUGGGAGGGGGUCUGGGACUUCAUAGGGACAGCCGACAUUCCUCGUCCUCUUCCAGCCUGGCUUCCACCGAGGGGAAAGGACACCACAGCGCCGCCCCGGUGGCCAACGGAACACAAUCCACGGCCAGCAACACAGUCAGUGUGCAGCUGCCUCAGCCACAGCAGCAGUACAGCCACCCCAACACAGCCACCGUAGCACCCUUCAUGUACAGGUCUCAGAAUGAGGCAGAUGGAAACAUUGGCACAAUCCCAAGCUGUGGAUGUCGUAGUAGUGACUCCAGUAGCUUCAGUAAGAUCGACCAGUCUUCUACUGAGGACCUGUCAGGUGAAGAUCCAGAGACCAGACGUCUAAGGACUGUCAAAAAUAUUGCUGACCUGCGGCAGAAUUUAGAAGAGACCAUGUCAAGUUUGCGGGGGACGCAAAUCACACACAGCACACUGGAGACCACUUUUGAUGGUAGCGUUACUACUGAAAUGAGCAGUCGCAGCAUCCUCAGCAUGGCAUCUCGCCCCGCGCCGCUGUCCUGGGCCAGUCGCAUAGGCCAGUCCAGCCCCCGUCUACAAGCAGGAGAUGCUCCCUCGGUUGGUAACGGGUAUCAGUCCCGCAGCGGAGGUGUGGCGUCCGGCCAGGGCCGUUAUCUGUACCAGGCUCCUUUACGGAAGCAGCUGGCAGCGCGUGGCAGCGCCUUCUGUGGCCUGGAGUUGGGAGACAGGGUGGAGGAUCUGGAGCUGGCAGGUGUGGGGCUGGAAAUGAGCGGCUACAUGAGUGAUGGAGACGUGUUGGCUAAGAACGCCCGCUCUGAUGAGCUGACCAGCGGGUACAUGACGGAUGGGGGAUUGAGUCCGUAUACACGGCGAUUGAACCGUUUGCCGGAUGGAAUGGCAGUGGUACGGGAAAGUCUGCAGCGUAACGCCUCCACCGGCCAGGGAGACGCCGACAGUUGGGAUGACAGUAGUUCAGUCAGCAGUGGGGUCAGUGAUGCUAUUGAUACUGAUGACAUCAACACCAGCUCCUCUGUAAGCUCUUAUGCCAACACCCCCGCCGCGUCCCGUAAGGCUUUGAACGGACAGCCUCAGACAGAUGCAGAGAAGCAUUCAGCAACCGAACGCAACACUGCUUGGUCCAGUGAUGAGGUCAAGAUGAAGUCAGAUGGGGGUUUGGAUUGCGGCAUCAAAAUGGAAGCGGGUCUGAAGUGGCGGCGGAACCCUUCAGAUGUUUCAGAGGAGUCAGAAAAGUGCAGCUCUGGAUGGAAAACUGCACCCAUCACGCAGACGGGCUCCUGGAGGAGGGGCAUGAGCGCGCAGGUGGGCGUGACUGUGCCGCGGACGAAGAGUACAACUGCAACCACAGGAACCGGCAUGAUAAAGACACAAGGAACGGGUAAAACAGAUGACACCAAGGUCUCCGAAAAAGGCCGCAUGUCUCCCAGUUCCAACAUCGUCCAGCAUUCCUCCUCCGAUGCCGGUCGAAGCAGCGGAGACGAAGCCAAGAAAACGCCCGCAGGCCGAGUCCCCACAAGCACAUUUGGUUUCAAGAAGCCUAACGGUGCCCACGGCCCGGCCACUGUGGUAACCACCUCCAGCAUCACUCUGGUGACAGCGAGCGGUGCCACCAUUACCAGUGGCUCUGCCACCCUGGGCAAGAUUCCCAAAUCCUCCGCCCUCCUGGUCAGUGGGAGAGCAUCAUUAAAAGGGGCUGUGGAUGGUUUAUUGCCCCCUCAAGAAGAUGGCUACCUGUCCCCCAGUGCUCGUUCAACGCUGCACUACCGAAGUCUACCGCGACCCUCUCGUUCUGGAGCCACGUCCUGUAACGGAAACCGAUCAUCCACAAGCAGCAUCGAGUCAAGCUUGAGCUCCCGGAUGCCCGUCCUUACUGCCGUCACGACUAGCAAACCGAGAGAUUCUGGCACUAAAACCAACGGGCACGCAAUCCAAGCCAAUCAGACGGACAAAGAGAAGGGCGUGGCCUCAGAGAUGGACAACCUGAGAACCAAUCCGAUCGUUUCGGGAGGAGGGGCAGCAACUAUCCCACAGACAGCGAGACAGGGAAACAAGUAUAGCGAGGUCUCGUCUCCAACAUUAAGAAGACUUUUUGGUGGUAAGGCUGCUAAACAGGCCCCGGUUACCUCUGCAGAGAGCAUGAAAAACUCAGUCGUCAUCUCCAACCCCCACGCUACCCUUGGGCACACCCAGUCCUCCGGUGGGCCCUUGGACUCCCCCAACACAAUACCGGGCAGCGGCGGCAGCAGUCCCCUGUACGGGGGUCGCGGCGCCAGCAUAGGGGGCAGCGAACAAGCUUCGAGCCCUGGUUCGGUGUACUCAACAGGCACUGGGACUUGGGGCACCACCAUCAGCAGCUCUUCGGCUCUCGGCUACCCCUCCGUCAGCAGCAUGCACACCAGCAGCGAGUCCAUCGACAUGUCAGUGGGCAGCGGGCAUCACCGCGACGAUGUCCACCCGGUACUGAUGCGGACGGGUAGUGCCAAGACAGGCAUGUCAGAGAGCCCUCUCCUCUCCCCUCUACUUUCCCCAAGUCCCCUCUCCUCUCCCUCUGCAAGUCCUAAAUUCAGCCGUAACACAUUGCCCCGGAAGCAAGACAGGUACGCUCCUUCAACACAUCUGCGUCAGGAAGAGGCACGUGAUUGGCUGCGCUCACAUUCGGCCGGUGGAUUGCAGGACUCAACCAGUAACUCUCCCUUCUCCACCGGCUCCAGCUUGACGUCACCAUCCGGAACGCGGUUUAACUUUGCUCAACUUGGAAGCCCCACCACGGGUGCUCAGAUUAAUCUAGCCAGCCUGCGCAACAACAGCCUGACCAAUCAGGACAACCCGCUGGACAGCCAUGGUGAUUCCCGUCUGCGCAACUCCUGCAUGUCUCUGGAUGAGAAGACCCGCACCAUGAGCCGGUCGGGAUCCUUCAGGGACGGGUUCGAGGAAGGACCAUGCCUUUCCAAAACAACCAUAACAGACUCACGUACAGUAGUUCAUGGAUCAUCCCUCUCGCUGGUGUCCAGCACCUCUUCUGUCUAUUCAACGACGGAGGAGAAAUCACAUUCAGAGAUCCGCAAGCUGCGUCGAGAACUGGACGCCUCCCAGGAAAAGGUGUCCGCCCUGACAACGCAACUCAGUGCCAAUGCCCACCUGGUGGCAGCGUUUGAGCAAAGUUUGGGCAACAUGACCAUCCGACUCAAGAGCCUCACCAUGAACGCAGAACAGAAAGACUCUGAGCUGAACGAGUUGAGGAAAACCAUUGAGCUGCUAAAGAAGCAAAACGCAGUGGCUCAAGCGGCCAUCAACGGCGUCAUCAAUACUCCAGAACUCACCUGCAAGAGUGAACGCACAGGUAAUAAUAGUUCAGCCCCCGGAGCGCAGCCGGACCUGUGCAUGCGCAGACAGCACUCAUCUGACAGCGUCUCCAGCAUCACCAGCGCCACCAGCCACUCCAGCCUGGGCUCCAACAUGGACAACCCCGACUCCAACAGCAAGAAGAAGAAGAAGAACUGGCUGCGGAGCUCCUUCAAACAGGCCUUCAGUAAGAAGAAAUCACCCAAAUCAGCUUCGUCCCACUCAGACAUUGAGGAGAUGACGGAUUCCUCUCUCCCUUCCUCUCCCAAACUCCCUCACAACGGCACCAGCACCUCGGCACUGCUGCUCCGCAACACACACUCCAGCUCAAUACUGUCAGACUGUCUGGAUGGGGAGGCGGAGUCUGUGAUGCAGCUGCGUAACGAGCUGCGAGAGAAGGAGAUGAAGUUGACGGACAUUCGACUGGAAGCCCUAAGCUCCGCCCACCAGCUGGACCAGCUGCGGGAGGCUAUGAACCGCAUGCAGGUGGAGAUCGAGAAGUUAAAGGUAGAAAAUGAUCGUCUUAAGUUGGAAAGCCAAGCCAGUGGGAGCAGGGUGUCCUCUCAAGUGUCCGUCUAUAACGCGACCCCGACCCCCAAACCUGGCCUGUCUCAACACAGCCUCAACCUCACAGAGUCCACCAGCUUCAACAUGUUGUUGGAUGACUCUGGUGGAGACGGAAGUUCUCGUAAAGAGAGCAGACAUGUAAAAAUAGUUGUCAGUCUUCAAGAGAACGUCACGUGGAAAGAGGACUGCAGGACUAGAGACUUCCUGAUUGGCUGCAUUGGUGUCAGUGGAAAAACCAAGUGGGAUGUUCUGGAUGGGGUUGUACGACGCUUGUUUAAGGAGUAUAUCAGGCAUGUUGAUCCGGUCAGUCAUCUGGGUCUGGGUUCAGACAGUGUGGAGGGUUAUCGUAUUGGAGAUGUGAUCCGGUCCGGCGGAGUAGACACACCUGAACUCCUGCCCUGUGGAUACCUUGUGGGAGAGAAUGACACAAUCAACAUCUCACUGACAGAUGUGAACUCUCAGUCUGAGGAUUCUCUGGUCUUCGAGACGCUGAUCCCCAAACCCAUGCUCCAGCGUUACACGUCUUUGCUUCAGGAACAUCGCAGGAUCAUCCUUUCAGGCCCCAGCGGCACUGGAAAAUCCUACCUGGCCCACAGACUGGCAGAGCAUCUGGUGCUGCGAGAGGGCAGACUGCCCAAUGAGAGCAACAUUGUCACCUUCAACGUCGACCAUAAAUCCAGCAAGGAGUUGCGUCAGUACUUAGCUAAUAUAGUGGAGCAGUGCAGCGCUGACGGACAGGACACUGAAGCCCCUCUGGUGCUCAUUCUGGACAACCUUCAUCACACCAGCUCACUGGGAGAGAUCUUCAACGGCUUGCUUAACUGCAAAUACCAGCGCUGCCCGUAUAUAAUCGGCACGAUGAGUCAGGCGACAUCUUCUGCUCCAAACCUGCAACUUCAUCAUAACUUCAGAUGGGUGCUGUGUGCUAAUCACAUGGAGCCGGUAAAAGGUUUCCUGGGCCGGUUUCUGAGGAGGAAGCUGAUUGAGACCGAGAUUGGCAGCCGAACACGUAACCCGGAGCUGGUGAAGAUCAUAGAAUGGAUCCCUCAGGUCUGGCACCACCUCAACCGCUUCCUGGAGGCCCAUAGCUCGUCUGAUGUGACCAUUGGUCCACGUUUGUUCCUGUCAUGUCCGAUGGAUGUGGACGGUUCUCGCGUUUGGUUCACUGACCUGUGGAACUACUCCAUCAUCCCCUACAUGCUGGAGGCUGUGAGAGAAGGCUUACAGCUGUACGGUCGCAGAGCUGCAUGGGAGGAUCCUGCGCUGUGGGUUCUGGAGACUUUUCCAUGGGCAGCUUCUCAUCAGCACCCUGAUUGGCCAGCUUUGCUGCAGCUCCGCCCAGAGGACGUGGGCUUUGAUGGAUACUCCGCCUCCAGAGAGGGCCUUAACAAACAGAGUACGCAGAGUGACAGUGAUGCCGACCCACUGAUGAACAUGCUCCUGCGCCUGAAAGAGGCAGCCAGCUGCUCCAGCCCGCAGAGCUACGACAGCGACUCCAAUAGUAACAGUCACCAUGAUGACAUCCUGGACUCUUCGCUGGAGUCCACGUUAUGAUCCAGCCUGAUCCGUGAACUCUAAUCAAGUCAUUACAUCACAUCUACGGGUGCUGGUAACCCACUUCAUAUAUAAAUAUAUAUAGAGAGAGAAAUAUAUAUGCGCCAAAACUCAACGGUACUUCAGUGUGAUUUUUAUAUUUAUUUUACAACAACAAAAUCAGAAGAAAGUGCUUUGUCCCCAUUUUUACCUCAAAAGUAGAAGUGCGGUCACAUUAGCAAAAUUUUAUGGACAAAAAGGGUUAAUUGUCUGUCGUCAAUAAUGUAGCGAUGUGUGAAACAGAGCUCACACAAGUCACUUUCAAACCAAACGGUGAAUCAGAGUGACCAACCUGCAUCUGCUGCGAAAUCUGCGUAGAUCAAUUUUCCGCCAUCACACGGAAUUCCCGAUUACAUGGAUUUCACAUACAAAAAUUUGCCAAACUUCGGUAAAUGUGACCGCACCUUAACUGUUGGAGAUACUUUCGCACCCAAUGCAAUGCUCGUUUGUCUUACCCUCUACUGGUGAAACGGAGGAAUUACAUCCUAAACCCGAGACCAACAUCUUGACGUCUUCACUCAAAAGAACAUUGACUUUCCCUGUAAUGAUGGACUUGUUCAUGACUUUACAAAACCAGCUUGGUCGGAUGCUGACCAUCGUUUCAUGUUUUACAUGAUAAGGAUACGGAUGAAAUAGCAUGGUGCUACACUUAUGAUUUUGGAUUUAUUUAUUGUGAUGAUUGGAAAAAAUACCUCGUUUGCAAUCUGGGAUGUGCUUUUGUUUGCCUUUCUGCAUUUUUUUUUUGUUACCACCCGUUCCUUAACUGCUGACCGCAUGUUCCAGUGUUCUACUGUAGCACAAAGCCUCUAUCUAUUUUUUACACUAGAUCACGCUCUGUUUUUGGUGCUGAAUAGAAUUUGGUGCCUUACUCUAUUUUGUAAAGAAAAAACGGCACUAUGUUUUAUACUUCUGAAAAAUGCUGAUUUUAUUAACUACAGGGCUCUACGCUAGUCCUUUGAAUUUGCCUAAAAUAAACAGCCUCACACUCAUCAUAUCAUAUCAGAGGAGCAAAAUGUGUGAUUUAGAAAAUAGGAAGUGGAUAAAGGGAGCGGCAGGGCGACUGUAACCUCCAUCUGUUUUGAAAUUCACAUUUUUUAAAGCAAAGUUGCUACACAGUUAAAGGGACAUUUUACUUUCAAACAUGUAUGAGAAAAAUUAUGCUUUUUUAUAUGUGAAAUAUAUAUGAUCACUACUGGCACAGGUCAUCUUGAGGGGUUCAGCUGUAAGGCUUUGCUUGGUGCUUUAAGACCGCCUCAACACAUCUUGGCUAAAGCACAGUGAGAAAUUGUUCAUAAUUUGGUGUAUGAGUAUACCUCAUUGACCAUUUUGGCCUUUUUCGUGUACAUAUCUUGCAUUCAAUGUGAAAGAGUAAGAAACGUCCACAUAGUCAUUGGAUUAAUAAUAUACUGUAUUUGCUGCUUUGUAAUGCAAGGAUGCUUCUGGAGGAUUUGUACUUAAGAUUUUAUCUUUGAUUCUCUAUAAGGAAUAUCAUUUGGAUGGACAGUGAGUUUCCUUGCAUGGGAAAGCAUAAUAUAUGGGGCUCUUCAGUGGUUUCACCUUUACGUUGUCAAAUGCUGUUGGUAUGGCGCUGCAGGGUUUUAGUUACACCGUUGCUUCCAUUUCACUCUAGUGUAUGAUUCCUGUCAGUCAUCGAUCCUAUGCAACAUCAUUGUGGAUUUCAAUGGAAGCCAAAUAUCGUAGCUCUGUAAUGCUGUCAGCACUGCCAAUACGUUGUGUGUACACUGUGUAUAUAAUUUGUGAAUAAUUUUAGGAUAUGUGCCUAAUUUUCUUUGAUUAUGAUGAUGAUGAAGUCAUUUUAAGCACAAAUGCUGUAUGUGAUUGUUGUAACUGAAAUGGGAGGGCUAUAACUGAAUGGAUUUCAUGUCACUGAAUGUGUACAUCGUUUCUGGCUGUAAUAUAUUAAUGUAAAUAUUUGACUACCCUGCAGGCUGCAUUUUGAUGAAUAAUCUUUUUCUAGCCGUUUAUAACAGUGCUUGGAAAUAUGGAAUAUUUUGUGUACAGUGUCUUUUUCAUCUUAACAGUCCCACGGAUGGUCUGUGAAACACAGGCAGCCCAUAAAGAUUUACUGAUCACCUUACAGUUUUAAAUUAUUUGUAAUUCAAUAAACCUAAUAAUUAUUUAUUAAUUGUUUAUUAGUUUG